Molecule: messenger RNA, 1285 nt
Organism: Copidosoma floridanum
Lineage: Eukaryota; Metazoa; Arthropoda; Insecta; Hymenoptera; Encyrtidae
Product: Myosuppressin receptor 1
Biological process (GO): G protein-coupled receptor signaling pathway
Cellular component (GO): plasma membrane
Molecular function (GO): G protein-coupled peptide receptor activity
Source: RefSeq, a predicted model, not a curated record
GACAAAGUUACCGAUAUAAACGAAAGAGUUUUUCAAAAGGAUAAAAAAAGAAAAAGCCAUGCAUAACGAGACACUGUACAAUUUCACGUGCGGCCACGGUCUCGACGCCUUCCACACGCGCUACGUCUCGAUCCACGGCUACGUGAGCCUGCUAGUGUGCACCUUCGGCUCCAUAGCCAAUGGCCUGAACAUAGCGGUGCUCUCGCGCAAGGAGAUGUCCUCGCCGACCAACGCGAUACUCACGGGCCUCGCGGUCGCCGAUCUGCUCGUUAUGAUCGAGUACAUACCGUACGUGAUACACACCCACCUCUACCACAGGCCCAAACGCGACACCUACACCUACGGCUGGGCCCUGUUUGUCCUCUUUCACUCAAACUACGCCCAGAUCUUCCACACCAUUUCCAUCUGGCUGACCGUGACUUUGGCCGUGUGGCGUUACAUAGCGGUCGCCUAUCCGCAAAAGAACCGCGAGUGGUGCAGCUACCGCAGGACGAUCAUGGCCAUCGUGGCGGCGUACGUCAUUGUGCCGCUCCUCUGUUCGCCGAUGUACCUCACCACGGAGAUAGUGAUCAAAAACAGGUUGCUCGACGCCAACGAUUGCGAGGUCAACCUGACCGCCCGUCAACUCCACGGAAAACAGGAUACAAACAGCACCAACGCGGAGCCAAAGAACACGACCCUGUACUUUGUCGCGAUGACCGAGAGCGCGCGAGCCAUCGGCUUCGAGGACUUGAACCUGUGGGUGUACGGGGUGGUGAUAAAGCUGAUACCCUGCCUGGCGCUGACGAUAUUCAGCCGGCGGCUGAUCCUCGCCCUCGUCGAGGCGAAGAAGCGCCGGAAAAAGCUCACGACGACCACGAUGCUCAAGAUGGAGGAGUCGGCCAGCGUGGCCGAGGGCAAGAAGCGCAAGCGGAAGCACUCGCGGCUCAUCGACAAGGAGAAACAGACCGACCGGACGACCAAGAUGCUCCUGGCGGUGCUGCUGCUCUUCCUCCUCACCGAGUUCCCCCAAGGGAUGAUGGGACUGCUGAGCGGCCUCCUCGGCAAGCCCUUCUUCAACACUUGCUACCUCAAGCUGGGCGAAGUGAUGGACAUCCUAGCGCUCAUCAACUCGGCGAUAAACUUCAUCCUCUACUGCGCGAUGAGCCGUCAAUUCCGCCAGACGUUCAACCAAUUGUUCUGCCGUUGGAAGCUGUUUGGCCGUUGGUCGCCGGUGCCCCAACAUGCGGAGAACAACAACGGCCACACGACGAAUCACACGGUCACUCAGGUCACCCAAGUCUAG